Molecule: messenger RNA, 4677 nt
Organism: Ictalurus furcatus (blue catfish)
Lineage: Eukaryota; Metazoa; Chordata; Actinopteri; Siluriformes; Ictaluridae
Gene: arhgap9
Product: Rho GTPase activating protein 9
Exons: 20
Coding region: 207-2726 (839 amino acids)
Biological process (GO): regulation of GTPase activity; signal transduction
Cellular component (GO): cytoplasm
Molecular function (GO): phospholipid binding; protein binding
Source: RefSeq, a predicted model, not a curated record
GUGUGUGUGUGUGUACACGCUGGAGCGGAGUUUGAGUUGAUGAAUAAAAUGAUGCUCGGCUGGAUUUGAGGAUAUUUGGAUUACAAAUCCCGAAUGCACCUGCAAGAGAGCAUGGCACAAUGGGCAUCACGCUGUCUUUUCCCGCUGUCCACCAGUGCUAGCUGCUACUGUGGUAUCAGCCCUUCCACCUGGUGCCACUGAGAGUCAUGUUGUCAGGCAGCUGGUACCGGAGCAUGAGCAGCCCCACCAACAGCCUUCCAGUGGGCAGGGGGUCAUUGACACCUGGUCUUGUGGUUCUGGAAGCCCAGUAUGACUACUCAUACCGUGGGGCAGAUGGACGGAAUAUUUCCAUACACGACGGUGAGCGUUUUCUUUUGCUGAAAAAGACGAACUCUGACUGGUGGCAGGUGCGGAGGCUCGGAGUUGGCAAGAAAGCCAAGCCACUGUAUGUGCCCGCCACCUAUGUCACCGAGGUUCCAGUAAACACACUGCAUUCACCACAGACCAGCAGCCAAACAGCAGCAUCACCAAAACAUUCCUGUCUGGUGGCUCACCGCUCGCACAACCCCUACUCUCAGAUACAGUGUUCAGUACCUGCUAAAGAAUUCUGUCGUUCCAUGGAGGACCUGAACAGUAACUUUGCUUUUAAGAACUCAUGCAUAGGAAAAGGCGCACAAGGAAGACAUUUCACCACAUCGCCCAUCUCUACAACUGCCUCACCUUUAGGUCACCUCAAGGUCCCGGGGUCUCUGAUACCACGCAGCAAGAGCUCCAGUCACCUGCCUCAGAACCCGUACGGGGAACUGCACAUCAGCAGGCCGAGUCCAUCCAGCUCCCCUAAAUCCUUCAGCCAAUGGGAUGUGGGAAGCGCCACACACAAACACACAGACGGAAACAUCCAGACCUACAGCUCUCAAAAUUCAUUGACAGACACGCAGAGGAAGCAAUGGGCAGAGGUCCCUAGCCCAGUCCCAGGCCAGAAGCCUUUGCAGAUGCUGCAGCUGUGGGAGCAGUAUCAAGACCCUGCAUCUGGUCGCUUUUACUACGUCAACAGUGUUACCAAGGAGCGUUCAUGGAAACCACCACGUAGAGCUCGCCGGAGUGAUCAUAUCCAAAACACGGCCAGUGUUACACAGCCUGGGACUUCCCCAUGUGACUCCAGCCACCUGUCACUUCCCCUUUACAACUCAGGAAGCACAUUUUUGAGCAGGCUCUCCUCUGACGUGACCCACAAUACCCAGGAUGCAAAUGCGCGACAGCUGAGUCAGACCAUGCUACGUGCAGAAUCGUCAGAUACGCUCAGUUCCUCCUCAUUUACUACUGAUGCCCAGAGCACAGAGGGCAGGGAUGUCAUCACCCAAUCAUACUCCAUGAUGCUGCCUCCGCAAACAGCAAGGAUCUCUUCAAAUGGCAAGUCAGGGUACCCAAUGGUGGUGGAGUUGCCUGACAGUUCUCUGGACAGUGAUGGAAUGACACCGGAGCUUGAAAAAGCAGGUCUGCUCAACAAAACCAAGAUAGCAGAAGGAGGUCGGAAGCUAAGGAAAAACUGGAACCCUUCGUGGGUGGUGUUGGUGGGGAACAGUCUUAUGUUCUUCAAAGAUCCCAAAACCCAAAAUUCUGAUGGCUGGAAACCAGGGAACAGCUGUCCAGAGAGCAGUGUGGAUCUAAGAGGAUCUCAGCUGCAGUGGGCCAAUGAGCUUUCCAGCAAGAAGAAUGUCUUCAAGUUGAGGACUAUUACAGGAAAUGAAUUUUUGUUGCAAUCAGACACUGACUCUGUAAUUAGGGAGUGGUACUGUACAAUACAGAAAGUCAUUGACAGACUUGAUAAGGAGAAUCCUCUGGAUAAUCUAUUGCAGUAUUCUUUGAGGAGAGCAGGCUCCUUGGAGUUGUUGGACCAUAGUGGAGAUGAAGAGGAGAACCGUACAGGAUACAAGCCCUCGCUCCCUCGCUCCAUCUCUAAUUUAGAGACUUCGGAGCGGAAACGAGUGAAGAGUCGCUUGAAGAAGUUCAUUCUGAGGAGACCACCAAUUCAGACAUUACAGGAAAAGGGUCUUAUCAAAGACCAGGUAUUUGGCUGUAGUUUAGAGUUGCUGUGUGAGAGGGAGAAGAACACUGUGCCACGGUUUGUCAGAAACUGCACCGAAACAGUGGAGAAGAAAGGUUUAGAGACAGAUGGUAUCUACAGAGUCAGUGGAAAUCUGGCUGUAAUCCAGAAGCUACGCUUUGCUGUCAAUCAUGAGCGAGCUGUGUCUACAGAUGGACGUUAUCUCUUUCCAGAGGAUUUAGUGCCAGUGGAGCAUGUGGACCUGGAAGAUCCGCAGUGGGAGGACAUCCAUGUGAUAACAGGAGCCCUGAAACUCUUCUUUAGAGAGCUUCCUGAGCCGCUUGUACCUUAUGAACUCUUUCAUGACAUUGUCAAGGCUGUCAAGCUGUCUGAUUACUUGGAUAAAGUGGAACGGAUAAAAUUGCUAGUCGUCAGCAUGCCUCCUACGAACCACGAUACCAUGAGGCACAUGUUCCGGCAUCUUAAGCGGGUGAUGGAGCACUCAGAUACUAAUCGCAUGACAACGCAGAACAUCGGGAUUGUCUUCGGGCCGACGCUGAUGCGUCCGCAGAACGACUGCGCGAACAUGGCCAUUAACAUGGUUUAUCAGAACCAGGCAGUAGAACUCAUCCUCAGUGAAUACGACCAGAUCUUUGGAUCUGACCCACCCGGAUCUCUCUGACACUGGUGUAGAACACAGACAGCAGCAGAACCUGCUCACUGUGAACCAGUGGAAUUUGAAAUGCAUGGAAGGAGAGCUAAAUAUGAUCCAUGCGAUGCCACAAAUUCCAUCCUGGUUGGUGAUGGAUGGAUGAAUGGUUGGAUGGAAGUGCUUGAGCAACAAUCAGCCAACUGGCCUUUAGUGGGCACAGAGUAACACAAAAAAACAUGUGUUUUCAAAUUGAAUCAAGAGGCUUAUUUUAUGUUCGUUAGUAUGUGUGUGUGCACAUGUGUGUGCGAAUGUGAUGUCUCUUCACAAGUGUUUUUCAUUGUAUUGUUUGCAGCGACGUUGGGAAAACCACACAUUUUGUGUUGGCAAAAAAAGACAUUAGAGACUCCUUGAACUAAAUUCUGUAAAAUAAAAUCAGCAAUAGUCACCCAAUAUGCAUAAACAAGAAGACAGUUCUGAAGUCUAACCUGCUAUUCAACUGUGCUUGAGUCAUUUCGUUUCUUUUUUAACAAUCCAGAUUGCUAUGUAAUCUCCUUUUCCAUUGUUCCAGCAGUAAGGCUGUGGUGUGUGCAUGUGUGCGCCUUUGUCUGUGUGUGUGUGUGUGUGUGUGUGUGUGUGUGUUUUGCGUGACAGAUAGAAGGACAGAAGUAUGUUCCGUAUUUUGCUCGUUGAUUCGGUGGAGCUUUUUGCCACUAUUGGUCCAAAUCUCUGUUUUUAAUAACAGAACAAAAGAAGAGCUAAAAAUGCAUUAUGUUUAAAAAAUGUGGAGUAAACCCCCCAGCACCACCACCCCCCAUCAGCACCAGGGCUUUGGUAAUUUUAUAUUGACUGUGGCUUGGCAAGAGACGAGAAGAAGUGAGAGGGAAGAAAAAGAACACGGAGAGCAUAUGGAUUUUAAUGUUGGAGUUUAUAUAUUUAUUCAUUUUUUUAUUUUCUCAUUAUUACAAUGGGCAGCAUGAAGGAUGGGGGAGAUUACCGAAGUACUAUAAGUGGAGAAAUGAAAUGAAGUCUUGCACUAUGUUUGUUACUUCUGAGUAUUGUGUUGGAUAUUUAAUGAACUGUUGUUCUUCUCUUAAUACUGUUGUAAGUUGUCCAUGUAUUUUUGUGCCAUCAAUUCUUUUAGGAACCUCCUUUUUCAUUGGAGAAACAUUCAUAACCAUAAUUAUGAAGUUUUAAGCCAGGGGCUCUCAAAUGCAAUCCUGCUCUGCAUGGUUUGAAAAUUUUUCUUUGCUCACCACAUACCUGAUCCAAGUCCUGUUUAAAUGUGUUUCUAGCACUGCACAAGUCCUGUGAUUUCAAAGAUAUCUUCAAACCGUGAUUUGAAAUAUUGCCUGGAAAUGUACUCCACUCCGAGCCGGAACAAUGCUACACAUCCCUGCACCUCUCCCUUAAAAGGCAGCUCACAAGACAUAUAGUUUUAACAGAGGAGAUGUGAUUGGUUGUGGGGAAAGAAAAAAAGCUUGUUGUUGUUUUCAUUGCAAUUGCAGUUGAGGACAAUUACAAUUUGCUCAUUUAACUGUUUAAUUGAAUCUUGUGUGUUGGAGAUUUAAAAAAAAAAAACAAACCUUCAAAUUGUGCAAGACGGGGUCAGAGUUCAGAAGACUUGUUUUAAGUUCCUACCGAAAAAUCCAUCAAAAUUCUUUUAUUUAAUGUUUGGCCCAGUGAACAUUAACUGAUCCAACAAGAUUUGUGAAACAAUUUCCUUCCUUACGUUGUACAAUUAUAUGUGCUUUGUUUUUUUGUUGUUGUUUUUUUUAAAUCAAGUAACUGCAGGUGUUCAACUGCAGGCAUUUGGUCUCCCAUUCUCAUAACCCAGCUUUUUUUUUUUUUUACAUGAUGCCUCGAAUACUAUUCUUAAGAUUUACCAACAUGGCUAAUUACUGGCCUAUUCCUUUUCUCUUCCUCCAGAUCCUGUAAGCUACAAAAUAUUUGACAAUAAAAGUCAAUUAAGUAAAUCUGUGAA